This is a messenger RNA of Fopius arisanus, 4101 nucleotides long. Its product is annotated as probable RNA methyltransferase bin3. Gene Ontology annotation, biological process: snRNA modification. Bases 32 to 2209 code for a protein of 725 amino acids. Lineage: Eukaryota; Metazoa; Arthropoda; Insecta; Hymenoptera; Braconidae. The transcript is spliced from 3 exons. Gene Ontology annotation, molecular function: RNA methyltransferase activity; O-methyltransferase activity; snRNA binding. The record is from RefSeq and is a predicted model, not a curated record.
AAACUCCCAAAAAAAAACAAAAAAAGAAAAAAUGUCAUCAGCUCAAGUAGAUCGUCCCACGAAAGUGGGUCAGGUUAACAAAAAAGAAAAUGAAAAAUCACGAAAGCUCUUCACACAAUCCCACAAGAAGCAUAAGCAUGAGGACCUUCGUCAUUUCAAAUUCGGUCGUAAACGUCUGCAAAGUUUCACCGGCAAUGGUAAAUUCUUUCCUCCUUACAAGAGACGAAAGAAAGAAGGUGCUAUCAUACCCCCCACUAAGUUCUUGCUCGGUGGUAACAUAUGUGAUCCCCUCAACCUAAACAGUAUGCAAGACGAGGAGAUAAAUCGAGCAAUGAAUGCUGUAACACCCAAGUCAAGUCCCUUGCCAACGCCAAAGCACCGAAAGGAGGCAAUUGAAGUUAUUAUACCCCCGAACAUCUGUGACCCUCUGAACUUGACAAACUGCAAUGACAACGAUAACGAGGAAUACGAGAAGCAGUUGAUAUCGCCAACGAAAAAAGGUUCAAAGAGGCGAAACCGAAAGCGAAAAAGGGCAUCAUCAGGCUCCGGUAAAGAGGAUACAAAUGAGAGUUUAACCGAGUCAAAAGUUGAAGAGCCAGUAGCCCUAGUGGCACCUGCAGUUGUCCUGCCAGAUGACAAGACAAAUCAUCCCGAGAUCGAGGUACCAAGUGUUGAGCCAUCGAGUCCCACACCAGCUCCACCACCUCCAAAAGAACCGAAAGUCGAAAGUCCAGUUAAGGACAAGAAUAAAUUACGACUCAAGGGUCUCGACGAGGCCAAGGAUAAACGACUGCGAAAGGUAGACGUUAAAGAUAAAAUAGUGAGUCCUGUGAUUCCACAACCUGGUGCUUGGAAACCGAGACUUCCUCACAGACCAAAUCAGGAUAAGAAGAAGAAACAGCCACUUCAAUUGCCCAAUUUCAGGGAGAAGGACGCGAGAUAUCAGUAUGGCAAUUACGACAGGUAUUACGGCUACAGGAAUCCACAUCACGACGUUGAUCCGAGAUUGAAUGUCUUUGCACAGAGGAAGGAGAUGUUCUUUGGAAGGGAUGUACUCGAUAUUGGAUGUAAUAUUGGACACAUUACAUUAUCCGUUGCCAGAGACUUUGCAGCGCACAGUGUUACGGGCAUUGACAUUGAUCGCAAGCUGAUUGGAAUAGCGAGGAGGAACAUUAAACAUUAUGUUAAUUGCGUGAGGUCACCUGCGAGCAAUGAGGAGGCCAAUGAGCACAGGGACUGCGACACCAGUUUCUUUCCUAUGUCAAUGCCGAUUAAUUAUGGGCCCAUUGAUGUACCUGGUUUCACCAAAAACAGAGAUCACAAGGGAUUCCCUUACAACGUCACUUUUGUGCAGGGUAAUUAUGUGUUGGAGGAUGAUGGACUAUUGACGUCAGAGCAACCACAGUUCGACGUCAUUCUUUGUCUGUCAAUAACUAAAUGGAUCCACUUAAAUUUUGGCGAUGCUGGGCUGAAGCAGGCGUUCAAGCGUAUGCAUGCACAGCUGAGACCCGGUGGAGUGCUAAUACUCGAGUCCCAAAGUUGGCCGAGUUAUGGGAAAAAGAAGACAUUAACUGAAAGAAUCUACAGAAAUUAUCACAGCAUUGAAUUCUUCCCCCAAAAAUUCACUCAAUACCUCCUUUCAGCUGAAGUUGGUUUCACAAAGUGCGAAGUUGUCUCGAUUCCCCCUCACCCGUCGAAGGGUUUUCAACGUCCAAUUCAGUUAUUCACAAAAGCAGGAACAAGCCCAGCACCAACGACAACAGUGAGAUUCAUCGGUAGACAGAUUGAAAGGAGAGACAUAGAGAGGCGUGCAUUUGAACGUGAUUUAUUCCCACGUGAAUUUCCAAGGUGUGGAAAUUUAUCGGAAUUGAGUCAGCGGAGUGUUGAGUCACUGAGUCAAUACGAUCAAUUCGAAAAUGUUUAUGCACCAAGUACAACCCCCUGUUAUGAUACACCGAGUCACAAUAAUGACAGUCAGCCAGCAUUUGAGCCUGAAAAAAUGUGCUACACUGAUGUUGGAACAAAGCUGAAUGAUCAGGACGAAUACAGAAAAAAAAUUAAUGAAUCAACGAAAAAUGAGGAUCUCGAGGAAGUAAAUAGGAGCCGUCAUUCCUCGCAGACAAUUGCACAAGAUACACUGGGGGAAAACGAGGGAAAUGAAAGUGAGAUGGAUACGAGUAAACAUGAAUUGACAACUGACAACACAUAAAAAAUUAUAGUGCACGAGGAGGGGAAAAUGAGGAUUCGUUAUUGAUGAUUAUUUUUAGUCAUACAGUUUUUCUUUUGUUUUGGAAAUUAAAAGGAGAAACAGCAGCCACUGGGGAACGUGCAGCUAGUCGAAAUUUAUUUUCCGCAUGUUCUGGAAAUAUGAGUUGAGGAAUUAUGGGGCUUUCAAGAAAUUCUGGGUUAGGGUUGGUGGAAAGAGUUGAUUAUAGUAUUGAUGACUAUUUAUUGGUGAGAAUGUCAUAUUCAACUCAUUCCUUUGUACUCCAAUACAGAAUUACAGUUUAGUAGACGUUUUUUUUUUUAAGUCGAGAGACGAUAAAUAGUUAUAGGAUGUCCGUAGAAAAAAUGGGAAGUAAUUUUGCGAUGCAGUAAUUAAAAUUUCUUGGAAAUUUUAGACGUGAAAUUUUGCGCAAUCCGUUCUCAUGGAUAUUUACAAAAUGAUGGCAGAAUAAUUUUAGAGCAAAUGUCAUCACAUCGAAUUUUUUCAAUUGAUGUGGCGGGUUUAGGCUGUCGCAAGGAAUUUUUUGAUGAAUACGAAAGUUGAAUGAAGAGAGAUACGAAGAGGCACAUGCCCAGUAUUCGAAAUAAUUCAGUGAUUGAAUGAAUUAACGUAUUUAUUGGAGAAAUGGGGAAUAAAAUAAAAUAAACCGGUAAAUCGGUUCCUCCCAAAACGGGCUGAGUUUUGUUUUCAUUCAAUUCUCGGACUUGUUCAAAAAUAUAUAUUCCAUGCAACUGAAUUUGAAACUUGUUUAGCUGAAGAAAAACAGAAAAUGCGACACAGUAAAAAAUAAAUCGUACAAUUUCUUUCAAAGUACUUACGUGGCUUCCGAAAUGCAUUACAAGAGUGCCUGGAAAAUGGUAAUAAAUAAAAACAUUUAAUAUUGUGAAAUGAGAGAAAUAAAUAAUAAACAGAAGAAAGGAAAAACACUAAGUUCUUUGUUGUGCCUACGACGUUCUUUAUUACGGCGAUAACCGAGCACAUCGCACGUCUAAAUGGGCUGCUCGACCCAAGACUGACCUUUGGCUUUACGUGAUUACAAAAUGCCGAAAAACUAAUUGAUAACAAGAAUAUUUAAAAAAAUGACAAAUGAAAAUAACACGAAAACAGAAAAAAUUGGGAGACAAUGAGGGCGUCCAAUUGGUUAGAUUAAAUAAAAUGUUAAUAGUGUAUGUAUGAUAAUAGUGAUAACGAGUGACAUUUAUUUAUUGCCAUUGGUGCGAGAUAAUUCCACUUUUUCAAGUGAAUAGUGAAGUAUUAGGUCGACUUCUCUGUUCCCUCAAUGCGUUUCAAUACGAAUGUGUCGUGGAUUUUUUGUGAAAAUCAUUUUAUGAGGAAUAAAAGGAAAAACCUAAGUAUAAGUUGAAAGAAAUUCUAGGUACAUAGGGUAACUGUAAAUUUCUGUAUUUUUAGAAGUUGCGAAUAUGUUGUUUCAUACUUGUUAUUUAUUUUUUAACGGAUCCUUGUAAUUUCAUUGAGAGCAGCACGAAGUGGUCGAGAUAUGGUAAAGAAGCUAAAAAGUAUUAUAUGCGAUAUGAUUUCAAACUUUCUGAGUGAAAUUCCUUCACUUUUGUUUGGAAAGGAUAAAUCAAUGAGAAAUGCAGAUCACAGAAAUUUCUGAGAGAAAUGGUAAAAAAUCCGUUGAAUUUGCACAGUUUAUCAUGUCCAUGCAUUGAUAAUUUCCCAUUGUUCCGCUUUCAAUUUUUUUUUCUAUGAAAAUCAGUAGCACAAUUCAACUCUGGGCGCAAGCACUUUAAUCGCCGCUUUGAAUCAACAAUAAAAAUAAAAGUAGAUUUAGUAGGAAGAAUACCAGAGAAUGCGUACUGUAUAAAAAGGUGGAGAAAAUUAGAGGAUAAUAAAGAAUGAAUUUAAAUCAA